CCUUUUUCUCUUUCUCUAUCUAUGAGCUAUUGAGUUUUUCUAAUUGGAACAUUUGUAUAAUGCCGGCACUCAACAUCCCACGAGCCAUCACCUGCAUUAUCUUCAACAAGCUUCUCUCUUUCACAUCGUGAUAUCUCUCUCUGCAAACAACACAUCAAUCAUUUCUCACCAUACCCAUUUCCUUUUUUCUAAUUUCUCUCUGGAUCUUCAUUAAUCAUCUUCUUCUUCCUUGAAAAUACAGUUAAUUCUGGUUGAUUGCAUUCAAUAUGGCUCUUGAAACUUGGCUAAUAAAACUCAAAACUGCAAUAUCCAGCGGUUUGGGCACUGUAAAGGCCUCAACACCCAAACCGAAAUUGUCUCCAAAGAAAUCCAACGUCGGAGUUUUAGCUUUUGAAAUCGCCGGAAUCAUGUCAAAGAUCCUCCAUUUAUGGCAAGCUCUUGCAGACAAGAACAUCGUUAGUCUUCGCAAUGAAUCGAUAUCUCUCGAAGGAGUUCGCAAGAUCGUCUCAAACGACGAGUCGUUUCUUCUCGGGUUAGCCUGCGCAGAAUUGGUAGAAAAUAUCAAACUCGUGGCGAAAUCUGUGUCCAGAUUAAGCCGGCGGUGUGAAGAUUCGAAUCUCCGGUCGUUUGAUCGACUGAUUGAAGUCUUCGCGAACUCGGGCCACGACUCACUGUGUUGGGUUUUAAAUCCGAAAGACAUGGAAGCAAAGAGCAAGAAGAUGGAGAGGCAGGUGACGAUUAUCGCUACUUUGUAUAAAGAAAUGGAGGAGCUAACAGCUUUAGAAAAUGGAUUGAGAAAAGCCUUGCAGUGUAAUGAAAAUGAAUCCUCUGCGUAUGAGAAGAAAAUUUUCGAUCUUCAACAGAAGAUUCUCUGGCAAAAACAGGAGGUGAAGUGUUUAAAAGAGAGAUCUUUAUGGAAUCGAAGCUUCGACAGUGUUGUUAAUCUUCUGGCAACACCAGUUUUUACUGUUUUAGCAAGAACAAAACUUGUCUUCGGGAUUGGCCAUGGCUGCUGUCCCACUUAUCUUCCUCGAAGCCUCUCAUCUUCAGCCAUUGUUCAUCCAACCAAAGAAAACAAAGAUUCAACAAAUGGGUUCUUCGAGUCGAAUUCGAAAUUAUUAAAGCCGCCUGCAACGACGUUAGCAGCCGCAGCCUUAGCGCUGCACUAUGCGAAUUUGAUUAUCAUAAUGGAGAAGAUGAUAAAGUCUCCACAUUUGGUUGGCGUUGAAGCAAGGGAGGAUCUUUAUUUGAUGCUUCCGAGUAGCAUACGAUCGUCGUUGAGGGCUCGAUUGAAAGGAGUCGGUUUCUCAGCGAGCGAUGCGGUGCUCGCCGGAGAAUGGAGAGACGCUGUAGGGAUGAUCUUGGGGUGGCUGUCGCCGUUGGCACAUAAUAUGAUAAAGUGGCAAAGUGAAAGAAGCUUUGAGCAGCAAAAUUUAGCGCCGAAAACUAAUGUUCUUCUCUUGCAGACUCUGUAUUUUGCGAAUAAAGAGAAGACGGAAGCCGCCAUUACUGAGCUGCUUGUGGGGCUGAACUAUAUUUGGAGAUUCGAAAGGGAGAUGACGGCUAAGGCGUUGUUUGAAUGCUUUCAAAGUUCCAGCUAACGAGAAGGAUAAUCGAUCGAUCUUUUUUUCUAUUCAUUUACUUCUUAAUUUUGUUAAGAAUUUUCUGAAAUUCUGUCAUCAUGCUAGUUGAAUUUUGAUUGAAGUCUGUAAAUGAAAUGGAUCGAUUAUUUCAAU
Mangifera indica (mango) is the source of this 1736-nucleotide messenger RNA. Its product is annotated as protein PSK SIMULATOR 1. The coding region runs from base 267 to 1601 and encodes 444 amino acids. The transcript has a single exon. Lineage: Eukaryota; Viridiplantae; Streptophyta; Magnoliopsida; Sapindales; Anacardiaceae. The record is from RefSeq and is a predicted model, not a curated record. Gene Ontology annotation, biological process: positive regulation of growth.